This is a messenger RNA of Rhea pennata, 2444 nucleotides long. It is a transcript of the gene UBE2G2, whose product is annotated as ubiquitin conjugating enzyme E2 G2. Lineage: Eukaryota; Metazoa; Chordata; Aves; Rheiformes; Rheidae. The coding region runs from base 55 to 552 and encodes 165 amino acids. Gene Ontology annotation, cellular component: cytosol; endoplasmic reticulum. The transcript is spliced from 6 exons. The record is from RefSeq and is a predicted model, not a curated record.
CUCUCUAGGCGCCGGCCGGAAGAGGCCGGGGCGUUGCUGGCGGCGGGCCGCACCAUGGCGGGGACGGCGCUCAAGCGGCUCAUGGCUGAGUACAAGCAACUGACCUUGAAUCCACCAGAAGGGAUAGUAGCAGGUCCUAUGAACGAAGAGAACUUCUUUGAGUGGGAAGCUCUGAUUAUGGGUCCUGAAGACACCUGUUUUGAGUAUGGUGUUUUCCCUGCUAUUCUGAGUUUUCCACUCGACUAUCCGCUAAGUCCUCCGAAGAUGAGGUUCACGUGUGAGAUGUUCCAUCCAAACAUUUACCCAGAUGGGAGAGUUUGUAUCUCUAUUCUUCAUGCUCCUGGUGACGAUCCCAUGGGAUAUGAGAGCAGCGCUGAGCGAUGGAGUCCUGUGCAGAGCGUUGAAAAGAUCCUAUUGUCAGUCGUUAGCAUGCUGGCAGAGCCAAACGAUGAAAGUGGAGCCAAUGUAGAUGCCUCCAAGAUGUGGCGAGAAGACAGAGAACAAUUUAACAAAAUUGCCAAGCAGAUUGUGCAGAAGUCACUUGGACUUUAAGCUCCCAAAGAGACUGCAGUGUUUUGUAUUUCUCUCCACCUGAGAAAGAGCAGUGCUCAGUGCUGGUACCAAAAAGGCAAACUUCGCAAAACUAUUGGCCUACUUCUUGUUCAUCUUGUAUUUACCAUCUUCUUUUCUGCUGCCACUGCUCCAGAGAAGGCUCUAGUUCACUCGCUAAAUUGUGUGGCAAAGGGAUUUUUUACUAGGAAAAAAUAUGAGAGCAAUCCUGUUUCAAAGGCUGUGCGUUGCUACCUCACUUCGUGGUAUGGGAAGCUUGGAGACUUUGCAAUCUAGAGCCUGCUUUGGUCAGUCUGCUGUUUGAGAGCAGAACUGUUUUAGAUCAUCUGCUGGCAGAAUUAAUUUUACAUUUGUAUAGGCAACAUUGCAUCUAGAGCACGGGUAGGCAGAAAAUAAUUCUAUAAAUUUUAUGAUACUGGGAAAGUUAGAGAUGGCAUUUGCAGUCAGAACUUCUUUGAAGAGUUAGGUUAGCAAUAGAGGCUGUAAAACAAGGAUAUAAUCAGAAUGAUUUAGUGUAGAAAGUGAUUUUUGCACCGUGUAAUUUUAAGAGAAGAUCUAGGUAGUCAUUGCCAAUGACUUGCUAGUGGUCUAGAAUAGGCUUAUCUUCCCAUAUUACACUGUGAAUCCGUAUUGAGCCUUAGUCAGUGUUUGCUUAAAAGUUCCCAAACCUGCUGUGUUAUUCCAUAAAGACACUCAGUAUAACCUUGGGUUGAAAGUGCAAUACGAAGUCUGGAUUCUUAAAACACUUUGGUCGUGUUCACCGUGGACUAGGUCAUCUGCAUCCUGAAAAUCUAGUGAGAAAGUGUUCACACUUUUGGGGAUGUAAAAUGUUCUCAACAUCCUGUGGAGAUAUCUAGGCACCGAUAGCCUUUGCCAUUAGAGCCCAGAUCACCCUUUUUUUCAGGUGAAUGAGCAAAGACUAGCUUGUUGGAUUUUUAAUUAACCAUAACACACUUUGACGACUACUCGUGUGUAUUUAACUUGGAGUCGGAAAAAAAAUCCAAAUUCUGCUUUUUAGAGCAUGAAAAGAUGCACAUUUAAAACUGCAGAAUGCUGCAGCCAGCUUCUGAUGUGGAGGGUGUAGGAUGGUGAGACAUACCAGCUGCAGUGGUCAGUUUGUAAAAACCGCUUCAAGGCUGCUGGUGACCUUUGUGCUUUGCAAGCGAAAUCUUUCGUCUGGGUCCCAGUCUUCCCCAGUGCAUUGCAAGCAAUGACGUGCACGCCAAUAGCACAUGGAGUCAAACUUUGUUGGCUACUUGAAACAAGCUAAAUUUGAGAAGGGCUUUCUCUUUCAAUGAGAAGCAUGCGAAGGAGUCAUUCUGUGGAGAAAGUUUUAUGGAGGUGUUCAUGUGCACGUGCGUGUGCAGAACUUACCAGUAUUUGAUGGCUUACUCUCCGUGCUGCGUAUUCCUGUGCUGCAGAUCAUAUACCACCUUACGGUAUCCCUGAAGAGUUUGUGUUGCUCUAACUUGCUGAGUUUACCUCGAUGUGCAAGUAAUUCUAGCUUUGGUGCAAGAGGCAGGGUGGGGGAGACCCGACAUAAUUUGGGAGCAGAAAGAUUCUGAAAUAGUAUUGUACCGAACUAGUAUUUCAAGGCAUACAGGAAAAUAUAGCAUUUAUAUGCAAACUGAGAACGUUUCUGAACUGGAGUAGAUGGUGCAUAGCUCGUGGGAGCACUACAGCCUCUUUUGGAAGCAAUGCUGGGAGAGGUCUGUAUGCCACAUGGCUUAUAAUCGAUUAAGCAAACAUGGCGAAACUGGGCUUUUUUUUUAAGUGCGGAGUGUUUUAUUCAUGUAUGCUCACUCAUCCUUAUUUUAUGGUGGGAUUUAGUCUGUAUAAGGAAAAUAAAGAGAUUAUAUUUUCUCCUUUUGUAA